Messenger RNA from Helobdella robusta, 1294 nucleotides. RefSeq lists its product as hypothetical. The transcript is spliced from 9 exons. Bases 1 to 1104 code for a protein of 367 amino acids. Lineage: Eukaryota; Metazoa; Annelida; Clitellata; Rhynchobdellida; Glossiphoniidae. Gene Ontology annotation, molecular function: protein binding. Gene Ontology annotation, biological process: vacuolar acidification. Gene Ontology annotation, cellular component: RAVE complex. The record is from RefSeq and is a predicted model, not a curated record.
AUGGCGACCCAGAAAGAACUAAUCGAGGUCGACCUGACCCAGAUUUUGAAGCCACCUGAUUGGCUACAGCACGACGUAGACUAUGACGUCGAGGUUAUAACCAAUCCGAUGCCACAGGGUGAGAAACCGGAAGACUUCCUGCUACUGAGGAGUCAGUUCGAUUCGCGUAUCAUGAACGGGGCCCUGGGUCCUGCCCCACCGGAAUCCGGAGCGAAGGGUAGUGGGGCUGGGCCCGCCACUGUGAUNUUAAAAAGAUCUGAGAACGGGGUUAGGAGGUUGGCCUCGCAUCCAUUGCUCCCAUUCUAUGUUUCCGGAGCGGACGACGGAUGCGUGAAACUGUGGGAAUGGGGACAGAGCGGAUGCGUCAGUGAAGUUAGGAAAUCCGGAGCCUUCCCGAAGGUCACAAAGGUCAACUUUAAUGCCCAGGGGAAUAAGAUCGGGAUAACGGACGUGGAGGGCUCCAUGUGCUUGUGGCAAGUUGGAUCUGGAGUAGUCAUGAACAAGCCCUACCUGACGAUCAAAUGCCACAACAAGACGACUAGCGACUUCGCGUUUGUCGGUUCGUCGAGUAUUUUCGGCUCGGCCGGUUAUUCGACCGACAAUCGGAACAUCGCCCUCUGGGAUACGCUGCUGCCGCAGAGGAAGAUGAUGAUUCAAUCCUUCUUGUGUCACUCUGACGGCUGCCCUACACUCGUCUACGCCCCCAUCCAUCAAAUCAUAAUCAGUGGCGGCAAGAAGGGUGAGAUUUGCAUAUUUGACGUCAGGCAGAAGCAACUACGUCAUACAUUCCAAGCCCACACGUCUGCCGUCAAAAGUUUGGCGGUAGAUGAGUCGGAAGAAUAUUUCGUUUCCGGCGCUGCUGACGGGGACAUCAAGGCCUGGAAUCUCUCCUACCACAGCCUCCUGCAUUCCUUCACGGGAGAACAUUCCAAAUCAUCGUCCGCCAUUUUCAGAAACGUCACUUCCGGCGUCCUCCAGGUGACCUUGAACUCCCAAGGUCACCUUUUCUCGUGCGGCAACGACGGGACGAUGAAAAUUAGGCAACUGCUACUGGGGAGAGAUAGAUUGUUUGGGAGAGGAGAUUUCAGCUUUGGGUACAAUUGAGAGAGAGAGAGAAAGAGAGAGAGGGAGAGGAGAGAGAGGAGAGUAAGAGAAAGAGGAGAGAGAGAGAGAGAGAGAGAGAGAGAGAGAGAGAGAGGUUCUUUGUGGUUGUUAACAUUGUUUUUUAUAUGAUGCAACGCUUGCUUGUUUUCAAUAAAAUCAAAAUAGUUCAUUCAUUCAAUUAUUUAUUUGA